AUGGCUGGCGCAUGGCAAUUCCUUCUGGCCGGUGCUGCCCUUGCCGCAUAUUUGCUGGCCUUACAUCGAGAGAACCAAUGGACCAAGACAACCCCCAAUAAUGGUUUACUUCGGUACCUGGGCUUCUUCAACGCGGAACGCAUUGUUCUUACGUCUCCGGAGGCGCUGCACGAGGUUCUCGUCACGAAAAAUUACUCUUUUCCCAAGCCAGCGAGCCUUCGAGAAACGGCAGGGCGCUUCCUGGGCCUUGGGUUGAUCCUUUCUGAAGGCAACGCGCACAAGACGCAAAGGCGAAAUAUGAACCCUGCAUUUGCCCCACGGCAAAUCAAGGCACUGUAUCCGCUCUUCUGGGACAAGGCGCGGGAGAUGGUUGAAGCGAUCACAGCGGAUGAGGCUAAGAGCAACAAUGGCACGAUAGAGGUGGUGAAGUGGGCGUCGAGAAUCACUCUCGAUCUCAUCGGGCUAGCAGGUCUUGGAAGGGACUUUGGCGCGAUACGAGACGAGAAGAACGAGCUGGUGCAGACAUACAAUAUCAUCUUUCAGCCGUCCCAUCAGGCUCGCAUGCUGCAUCUCAUCGAGAGUUUUGUACCAGCGUGGGUACUCAAUGCCCUGCCCAUCAAGCUGAAUUCCGAUAUUGGCCAGGCAGCUGGAUCGAUACGCGAGUUGUGCAGGGAGACGAUUGCGGCCAAGCAGAGGAAGCUAGCAAAGAAGGAAUUGAACGACCUGGAUAUUUUAUCUUCAGCCAUCCGGACGGAAACAUUUACCGAACACGAGCUUAUUGACCAGGCUAUGACUUUGCUUGCGGCUGGUCACGAUACGACGGGUUCGGCAUUCACAUGGGGCGUCUAUUUGCUUGCUCGACAUUGUGAUGUGCAAGAUAAGCUAAGGCAGGAAAUUCAACAACGGUUACCACCAUUGGAUGCGGCAAAUGAAUCACUGAUUUGUAGCGUCGACAUCGACUCGAUGCCAUAUCUACAAGCCGUAUGCAGCGAAGUACUUCGCUUCUACGCUCCAGUACCACAAACUCUCCGCGAAGCAGCCCACGAUACUACCAUCGUCGGUCAAUUCAUUCCGAAAGGAGCCCGAAUUAUCGUCGCGCCGUGGGCUACAAACCGUGACCCGCGUAUUUGGGGACCAGAUGCGCACAUCUUCAAUCCAGAUCGUUGGUUGUGUGAGCAGCAAGAUGAUGACGAACAUAGUGGCGACAGCAACAAGGACUAUGGCACACGAUCCAGCGGCGGUGCAUACAGCAAAUACGGAUUUUUGUCGUUCCUGCACGGGACCCGCGCGUGUAUAGGCCAGGGCUUUGCCAGGGCGGAAUUAGCAUGCUUACUGGCGGUGUGGGUUGGGAGUUUCGAGUUCGGGCUCCAGGAAAGUGCAUUGAUGGACGAAGGUAACCUAGAUAUCAAAGGUGGACUAACAGCUCGACCGGCGGAUGGUCUACACAUCAAGACUACGAAAAUAUCCAGACGGUGCUCUCAUUGA
Messenger RNA from Neoarthrinium moseri, 1485 nucleotides. RefSeq lists its product as uncharacterized. Gene Ontology annotation, molecular function: oxidoreductase activity, acting on paired donors, with incorporation or reduction of molecular oxygen; heme binding; iron ion binding. The record is from RefSeq and is a predicted model, not a curated record. Bases 1 to 1485 code for a protein of 494 amino acids. The transcript is spliced from 3 exons. Lineage: Eukaryota; Fungi; Ascomycota; Sordariomycetes; Amphisphaeriales; Apiosporaceae.